UGCAAUCGUUGAUUAUCAUGAAGAGGCAGAGAUCCAUACCGUCCUCUUCUUCGCCGAUUUCGACUGGAACCACUAGAAAUUGCCAGAUCUCAACCCCUCCAACGCCGAACACCAUAAGAACCCUUCAUUACAAUACUGCCCUAAAACCCACCUCAAAAUCAUCCAAAAAACCCAGAAGAAAUAUCCUUUCCGAUCUCGAAUCCCCUGAAUCCUCGCUGAAAAAUCAAACUCUCCAAUGGGUACCCUUACGCAUAGGCAAAUCAGAGCUUUUCUUACCUCUCACUUUUCCCACCGGACAAACUUUCCGGUGGAAACAAACCGGCGCUCUCCAGUACACAGGCGUUGUUGGGUCCCACUUAGUUUCCCUCAAACAACUUGAAGACGGCGACGUUGCUUACUGCUUCCAUUGUAGUCCCAAUUUCGAGGAUAACAAAUGCAGGAUGCUGGCUUUAAUGGAUUUCCUCAAUAUGAAGAUUCGAUUAAAGGAUAUAUGGGAAGAAUUCUCCGCUUCUGAUUCUCGGUUUGCAGAAUUAUCCACACGUUUAACUGGUGCUCGAGUUCUCAGGCAAGACCCAUUAGAAUGUCUUGUUCAGUUUCUAUGUUCUUCUAAUAAUAACAUUGGUAGAAUUACUAAGAUGGUAGAUUUCAUCUCUUCACUGGGAAACCAUCUAGCAACUGUAGAAGGUUUUGAAUUCUAUGAAUUCCCAACCUUGGAGAGACUCUCACAGGUCUCUGAGGAAGAACUGAGGAAAGCUGGUUUUGGUUACAGGGCCAAGUAUAUAGUGGGUACAGUAGAUAAAUUGCAAAGUAAGCCCGAUGGAGGAGUUGAAUGGUUAUCAUCUUUGCGAAAGUUAAAUCUUCGAGAAGCGGUUGAUGCGCUCUGCAGUCUUCCUGGGGUUGGUCCUAAAGUGGCAGCUUGCAUUGCUCUCUUCUCUUUAGAUCACCAUCAAGCAAUUCCGGUUGAUACUCAUGUUUGGAAGAUAGCGACGAGGUACCUCAUUCCAGAGCUGGCUGGUUCACGCCUAACACCAAAACUUUCUGAUCGUGUGGUAGAUGCCUUUGUAAGUAAAUAUGGGAAGUAUGCUGGCUGGGCACAAACCCUACUCUUCAUUGCUGAGUUGCCUCCGCAAAAGGCGCUCCUUCUUCCAUCAAGUGUUUGUGAGAUUGAGGUAAAAACUUUUGGUAAACAGACAAAAUGUUAAUUGGAAUUUGUUGCAGGUUUUUGGUGAAGGGUAAAAGAUUUGUUAGGAGAUGAAUGUGAUUGUUGUUUGUAGUAAUAGUUAGGUUCUCACAAAUGAGGAGGCCUUGAAAGCCUUUGGCUUAUUAGAUGAUUCCUUCUGUAACACAGAGUAUGAUUGUGAAUCUAUUGUUGGUUCAAAUAUAAUCAGAUUAGUUGAAAUCAGCUUUUAUGGAGAUUGUUUUACCGUUUAGCAAUUUGAAUUUCAGGUUUGAUUGUUUU
Messenger RNA from Impatiens glandulifera, 1459 nucleotides. RefSeq names its product N-glycosylase/DNA lyase OGG1. The record is from RefSeq and is a predicted model, not a curated record. The coding region runs from base 18 to 1202 and encodes 394 amino acids. Lineage: Eukaryota; Viridiplantae; Streptophyta; Magnoliopsida; Ericales; Balsaminaceae. Gene Ontology annotation, cellular component: nucleus. Gene Ontology annotation, biological process: base-excision repair; base-excision repair, AP site formation; nucleotide-excision repair. Gene Ontology annotation, molecular function: 8-oxo-7,8-dihydroguanine DNA N-glycosylase activity; damaged DNA binding. The transcript has 3 exons.